AUGGCAUCUAGUAGAAAUAUUCAUUAUACUCGUCUCACUGCUGAUGAAGAUGAUAAUGAUGAUGAUAGUGGUGAAAAGCAACAUGGCCCUAGAUUUGAUUAUACACCUAAAUCUUUUAAUAAAAUUCCAUGGAAAUCCAUUAUCCUUGCAAUUUUUCUACUUGUUUUGAAUGUCUACUUUUCUUGCGUUCUUCAUCUUCUUACGUUCUUCAUCUUCAUUGGUCAUAUAGGAGGAGAGUUAUCCCAAGCAUAUGGGCUCUUACUACUUGGGAUUAUUACCCUACUGCCAUGCUUCUAUGAGACUCGAAUUGCAUAUUAUUCUUGGGGAUGCACCCAAGGUUAUCGCUUCACUUCAAUUCUUGACUAUCAAGGAUUCGUCUAUUUCAACCAAGCUAGGCUUCUAUGA
Olea europaea var. sylvestris is the source of this 405-nucleotide messenger RNA. Its product is annotated as transmembrane protein 230-like. The record is from RefSeq and is a predicted model, not a curated record. The coding region runs from base 1 to 405 and encodes 134 amino acids. Gene Ontology annotation, cellular component: endomembrane system. Lineage: Eukaryota; Viridiplantae; Streptophyta; Magnoliopsida; Lamiales; Oleaceae. The transcript is spliced from 3 exons.